This is a messenger RNA of Harmonia axyridis, 1395 nucleotides long. RefSeq names its product GTP-binding protein GEM-like. Gene Ontology annotation, molecular function: calcium channel regulator activity; GTPase activity; GTP binding. The record is from RefSeq and is a predicted model, not a curated record. The transcript has 3 exons. NCBI's taxonomy places the organism in Eukaryota, Metazoa, Arthropoda, Insecta, Coleoptera, Coccinellidae. Gene Ontology annotation, cellular component: plasma membrane. Bases 54 to 536 code for a protein of 160 amino acids.
GAUCAAAAUCAGUGUGCUAAUUGCAACGGGCCUCAUACGGCCAAUUACUCCAAAUGCUCUGUGCUAAUAAGGUGGAAAACUCAUUGAGUACAUAUGAACCCCAUGCCUGUGUUGUGAUAUAUUCGAUAGUAGCGAGAGCAAGUUUUCAACACGCCGAAGAAACUUUGAAUUAUUUAUGGAGAGAAGGGUAUACUCAGGAGAAAAGCGUGAUAGUUGUGGGUAACAAAGCGGAUCUUGCAAGAUCACGAGUUAUCACGACAAACGAAGGAAAAGCCCUGGCUGUGGCGAGAGACUGCAAAUUCAUCGAGACUUCUAGCGGUAUCCAACACAACGUUGACGAACUUCUUGUCGGUAUCCUGAAACAAAUUCGUUUGAGAGAAUCAAGAGACAAGAAAAAGAAGCCUAAAAAGGAAAAUAACAAACUUCACGGAUCCAAGACGAGCCUAAGCCUGAAUAUCGCUAGGGAAAUAUUGCAGAAAAUCUGCAUGAACGACAUAAGCAAAUCGAAAUCUUGUGAGAAUCUACACGUGUUGUGAACACUUGCAAAUAUUUCCUAAAAAUCUAAUUCAUAAGGUGUUAUUUGGAACUAUUGAAGCUGGUUUUUAUGAGUUGAUUUAAUUAUCAGAUAAUAUGAUCAAUGAGGUUUGGUCUAUUCUUAUUGAUGACUUUUUGGCAGGUAAUAUUUUAGAAGUACAGUCCUCUCUCUAUUCCUCUAAACAUAGAGAAAAAGAGUUGUUACAGGUCUCCUUUCUUGAGCGGAUGAAAUCGUACCCACGCAUAGUAUCUCUUGACUCCAGGAAACUGACGCUGCUAUAAAAGGCAUUAUAUUUCAAUAUAUUUGGUAUAAAUUGGUACAUUCUCCAACAUUCGUAACAAUGACAAAUUGACGCAUUCUUUACAUCUUAUCAGACUCAGCCUAUUCUCUUUCUUAAAAAUAGGUUACAUUGAAUUAGUUCCUGAAAUUUUGACUCAUACCUUUCUAGGAUCAUUCUCCAGUACCCUAAUUUUCACGUACCUCAAUACUGAGUGCUGAUUUUUUUUAAACAUUUCGAUUCAAAAAACAAUUUAUAUUUCUCUAACACCCUGUUGCAGGACGUCCAGUAAAAUUUAAUGCCGUCAUUUUAAUUUUAAUUCUCCAGUAGAAUGAGCCUAUUGGCUACCUGCACCGUUUGAUGGUGGAUUCAAUUUUUAAUGCGGCAUUGAAUUUUAAUCAACUUUCCUGCAACUGAGUGUGGGGGAUUAUUUAUUAUUAUAUUCAGAGACAUCGGCAUAGAGUUCCAAAUCAAUUAUCAACUUAUAUUGUUAAGUAAGUUUAAAAAAAAAAUAAUUUCGGUUUAGAAGAUUUGAGUACAAAAUCAAAAUAGAGGCCAAUGACUUUGAUUCAAUGUUUGAUAU